UCGGGGAGGCGGCUCUGGGGAGCCUGAACGCCCGGAGCUGCACCGCCUCCUCACGGAAUAGACGGCAUAAACUCUGGGACUCUUCCUGCACCUCCAGACCUCUCAGGAUGCUGCCGACCAUCCUCCUCCUCCUCCUUCUGGAUCACCGUACCCACCCUACAGGCCGUGCUGCCGCACCUUUCCUGGAGGUCACUCGCCGCAGCCUCCCCAGCUUCACCACCCCUUCCCAUAAACUACCCGGAAGUCCCAGAUGGCUCCCUUCUUGAGUUGCUCAGCUUGUGAGGAUCUCCCAGCAGUGCUGUUGGAAGUGCAGGGUACCUUACAGAGGCCCAUAGGACGGGAAAGCCGCAUCUCCCCUGCCAACUGCACCUGGCUCAUCCUGGGCAGCAAGGAGCAGACUGUAACAAUCAGGUUCCAAAAACUGCACCUGGCCUGUGGCUCAGAGCGCUUAAUCCUGGGCUCCCCACUCCAGCCACAGAUCUCCUUGUGUCAGGCCCCUGCCAGCCCUCUGCAGUUGCCUGGAGGCAACGUCACCAUCACCUACAGCUAUGCUGGGGCCAGAGCACCCAUGGGCCAGGGCUUCCUGCUCUCCUACAGCCAAGAUUGGCUGAUGUGCCUGCAGGAAGAGUUCCAGUGCCUAAACCAUCGCUGUGUGUCCUUGGCCCAGCGCUGCGAUGGAAUCAAUGCCUGUGGUGAUGGCUCUGAUGAGGCAGGUUGUGGCUCAGACCCCUUCCCUGACCUGACCCCAGCCCCUGUCCCCACUCCACCCUGCAAUCACACCUUGCAAGACUUCUAUGGGAUCUUUUCCUCCCCUGGAUACUCACAUGUGGCCUCAGUCUCCCACCCCCAGUCCUGCCUCUGGCUGCUAGACCCCCAUGACAGCCGUCGCCUGGCAGUGCGCUUCACAGCCCUGGACCUGGGCUAUGGAGAUGCAGUGCAUGUGUAUGAUGGUGCUGAGGCCCCUAAGACCCCCCAGCUGCUACGCAGACUCACCCACUUUAGCAAUGGCAAAGCUGUCACCGUGGAGACACUGUCUGGCCAAGCCAUAGUGGCCUACCACACAGUUGCUUGGAGCAGUGGUCGGGGCUUCAAUGCCACAUACCAUGUGCGGGGGUACUGCCUGCCUUGGGACCGACCCUGUGGCUUAGGCUCUGGCCUGGGGGCUAGUGAGGGCCUAGGUGAGCGCUGCUACAGUGAGGCACAGCGCUGCGAUGGCUCAUGGGACUGCGCCGAUGGCACAGACGAGGAAGACUGCCCCAUCUGCCCACCUGGACAUUACCCCUGUGGGGCUGCCAGCACCCCUGGUGCCACAGCCUGCUACCUGCCUGCUGACCGCUGCAACUACCAGACCUUCUGUGCUGAUGGAGCAGACGAGAGACGCUGCCGGCACUGUCAGCCUGGUAACUUCCGAUGCCGAGACGAAAAGUGUGUAUAUGAGACAUGGGUGUGCGACGGGCAGCCAGACUGUGCCGAUGGCAGCGAUGAAUGGGACUGCUCCUAUGCUCUGCCCCGCAAGGUCAUCACAGCUGCAGUCAUUGGCAGCCUAGUUUGCGGCUUGCUGCUGGUCAUCGCCCUGGGCUGCACCUGCAAGCUGUAUGCCAUUCGGACCCAGGAGUACAGUAUCUUUGCCCCCCUCUCCCGGAUGGAGGCCGAGAUCAUACAACAGCAGGCCCCUCCCUCCUAUGGGCAGCUCAUUGCCCAGGGUGCCAUCCCGCCUGUAGAGGACUUCCCUACAGAGAACCCAAAUGAUAACUCAGUGCUGGGCAACCUGCGUUCUCUGCUGCAGAUCUUGCGCCAAGAUAUGACUCCAGGGGGUGCUUCAGGAGCCCGUCGCCGCCAGCGGGGCCGCUCUGUGCGCCGCCUGGUGCGCCGUCUCCGCCGCUGGGGCCUGCUUCCUCGGGCCAACCCCCCAGCCCCGACCCCUGAGACCAGAUCCCAGGUCACACCUUCUGCUGCUCCCCUUGAGGCCCUAGAUGACAGCACAGGCCCAGCCUGCGAGGGUGGAGCAGUGGGUGGCCAGGACGGGGAACAGGCACCCCCAUUGCCUGUCAAGGCUCCCCUCCCGUCUGCCAGCAUGUCUCCAGCCCUUCCUAUUGUCCCAGAGACCCUGGGGCCACUGCCCUCAGCAUUCGUGGAGCCAUCACUGCUGUCUGGAGUGGUGCAGGCCCUGCGAGGCCGCCUUCUGCCCAGCCUUCAGACCCCAGGGCCAACCCGGACCCCAGCUGGACCCACAACAGUCCCAUCCCCAGAGGAUGAAGAUGAUGUGUUGCUGGUACCACUGGCUGAGCCAGGGGUCUGGGUGGUCGAAGCAGAGGAUGAGCCGCUGCUUGCCUAGGUGACCUGGCUUUCCUGGGGGCUGUAGUCACAGUAACAGCAACCCUUUAGGAAGGUCAGCUUCCCUUCCACCACUACCCUCCCUGGCCCUCCCACUGACUCUCUACCUGCUGUAAAGUUAGAUGUCCCUCAGGCAGGGAGAGGGUGCACACAGAGCUCCUCUGCACAUGGCCAGAGCCUCUACCUACUAGUACCCUCUCCACCACCACCACCAUUUGGGUGGUUGUUUUGAAAAAGUUAAGUUUUUAAAGGAUCAUAGGCCUGGACACUCCAUCCUUGCCAGAUCCCCACCCAAGAGAGGCCUUAAGCACCAGAAUGCCAACUGGCUGGGGACAUCCAGCCCCAAAGGAGAGGAUUUGGGCAGGGCCUCAGAUUUUGUCAACUGUGAUCCUUCCUCAAGGGCUUGCCGAUAAAAAGAGCACAACAAAUGCAUUUUUUCCCAUAGCUAGGUCCUUGCCCAAGAAGUCAAGGUUGAAAAUAAAGGAAUCAGAAUGCAA
Messenger RNA from Manis javanica (Malayan pangolin), 2831 nucleotides. RefSeq names its product LDL receptor related protein 10 (gene LRP10). Lineage: Eukaryota; Metazoa; Chordata; Mammalia; Pholidota; Manidae. Gene Ontology annotation, cellular component: plasma membrane. The record is from RefSeq and is a predicted model, not a curated record. Gene Ontology annotation, molecular function: protein binding; low-density lipoprotein particle receptor activity.